Schistocerca gregaria is the source of this 1873-nucleotide messenger RNA. RefSeq names its product H/ACA ribonucleoprotein complex subunit 4 (gene Nop60B). The coding region runs from base 114 to 1685 and encodes 523 amino acids. The record is from RefSeq and is a predicted model, not a curated record. Gene Ontology annotation, molecular function: pseudouridine synthase activity; RNA binding. Gene Ontology annotation, cellular component: box H/ACA snoRNP complex. The transcript is spliced from 13 exons. Lineage: Eukaryota; Metazoa; Arthropoda; Insecta; Orthoptera; Acrididae. Gene Ontology annotation, biological process: mRNA pseudouridine synthesis; snRNA pseudouridine synthesis; rRNA pseudouridine synthesis.
ACUUAGAUUUACGUUGCCGCGUUCUCUGGUUGUGAUCAAACGAACGUGCCGACGUUGCCAAAUGUAUCGAAAGUUGAAUUUAGUGGCGCCUGUAGACCACGUGUGUUGAAAACAUGGAAGAAACAGAACCUGUGCUUGGGGAGAAGAAAAGUAAGAAAAAGAAGAGGGAGAAGUCAGUUGCAGAUAUUCAGCAUGAAGAAUCGUUUCAUUUACAGUCUUCAGACAAAGUAGCCAAGCUAGACACAUCUGAAUGGCCACUUUUGUUAAAGAACUUUGACAAAUUAAAUGUUCGCACGAACCACUUUACCCCGUUACCAUUUGGAUGUUCUCCUCUUCAAAGGAGCAUAAAGGAUUACAUUAAGUAUGGAUUCAUUAACGUUGAUAAGCCAGCCAACCCAAGCUCCCAUGAAGUAGUUGCAUGGAUUAAAAGAAUUCUCAAGGUGGAAAAAACUGGUCAUUCUGGAACAUUGGAUCCAAAAGUUACAGGUUGUUUAAUAGUAUGCAUAGAUAGAGCUACGCGACUUGUAAAAUCACAGCAAAAUGCUGGGAAAGAGUACAUAUGCAUAUUCAAGUUGCAUUCUGCAGUAGAGAGUGCUCAAAAGGUCAGCCAGACGUUGGAGAAACUUCGUGGUGCAUUAUUCCAGAGACCCCCCUUGAUAUCUGCAGUGAAAAGACAAUUGAGGGUCAGAACUAUAUAUGAUAGUAAACUUCUGGAGUACGAUGAAGAAAGCAAUAUGGGAAUUUUCUGGGUCAGUUGUGAGGCUGGAACAUACGUCCGUACAUUGUGUGUUCACCUAGGACUGAUGUUGGGGGUGGGUGGCCAAAUGUUGGAACUGAGGAGAAACAGAUCAGGGAUUCAGAGUGAGAAAAAGGGAAUGGUUACUCUUCAUGACGUCAUGGAUGCACAGUGGUUGUAUGAGAACCAUAAAGAUGAAUCAUAUUUACGUAGAGUUGUUCGACCACUAGAAGAACUUCUGACGUCACAUAAGAGGAUAAUUAUGAAGGACAGUGCAGUGAAUGCUGUUUGCUAUGGUGCUAAAAUAAUGCUUCCUGGAGUUCUUCGUUAUGAAGAUGGCAUUGAGCUGAACAUGGAAGUUGUUAUUGUUACAACAAAGGGAGAAGCUAUUGCGCUGGGCAUUGCUCUAAUGACUACUGCUACUAUUGCAAGUUGUGACCACGGCGUUGUUGCCAAGAUAAAACGUGUUAUCAUGGAUCGGGACACAUACCCCAGGAAGUGGGGUCUGGGACCUAAGGCAUCACUGAAGAAGAGCAUGAUUAAGCAAGGUCUUCUGGACAAAUAUGGAAAGCCCAAUGAUAAAACUCCUGGUGAAUGGCUAAAUGAGUAUGAAGAUUACAGCCUUCCAAAACCAGAGAGUGAGAUUGCAACAGUGGCUCCAUCUGAAGUUCCAGAAGAAACAGAGACAAGAAAGCGAGCAUUGAGUACAAGCAGUUCAGGUUUGCAGAGUGACCUAGAUAAAUCAGGAGCGUCUACUGAGAAAGUAAAAAAAGAGAAGAAAAAGAAGAAGAAAAAGAAGCCCAAACUGGAGCUAGAAAGUGCAGAGGAAACAGCACAAGCUGCAGAAGGGUUAGAGGCUAGUACAGAGGAACCUACUAAGGAGAAAAAGAAAAAGAAAAAGAAAGAUAAAGAUAAAGAUAAAAGGAAGGAAGAAGGUGAGGCAGCGUGAAAUUUAUGGAGUGGGCCAUUUGAAAGAGAAAUAGGUUUUUCAUUUAGGACUGCUAUAUUGUGUGAUUAUUCUGUUUAAAUUAAACAGAUCAUAAAUGUGGCGUGGUGGUUUUAAAGACAGUGAAAGUAAAAAUGGCAGCCCAGACACUGUCAUUUGUUAUUUGUACAAAUAAAUUUUUUAUAUAUGUA